AUGGCGUCUCAGCGGCUGGCGCUGAACCUUCAGCGUUCCCUUCGAAGCCGGCAAGCUCUGAAGUCCAUCCAAUCUCCUCUCCGACGCUAUGCCAACCCCGUCACUCCCACAAGAACAGAAAGCACGACGCUGUCGAAUGGCUUGACCAUUGCGACCGAGCAUUCGCCAUGGGCCCAAACCUCGACCGUGGGUGUCUGGAUCGAUGCUGGGAGUCGAGCGGAAACAGACAAGACGAACGGCACAGCUCAUUUCCUUGAGCAUCUGGCCUUCAAGGGCACUGGGCGACGCAGCCAGCAUCAACUCGAGCUCGAAAUUGAAAACAUGGGUGGCCACCUGAACGCCUACACCUCGCGUGAGAACACCGUGUACUAUGCGAAAUGCUUCAACUCCGAUGUACCCAAGACGGUGGACAUUCUUUCCGACAUUCUGCAAAACUCGAAACUUGAUCCCGCCGCCGUCGAGCGAGAACGGGACGUGAUUCUGAGGGAACAGGAAGAGGUAGACAAACAGUUGGAAGAGGUGGUUUUCGAUCAUCUACACGCCACUGCAUACAUGAACCAGCCUCUCGGACGGACCAUCCUCGGACCCCGAGAGAACAUCGAGAGCAUCUCCCGUCAAGACCUAGUGGAUUAUAUCAGCACCAACUACACCGCAGACCGCAUGGUCCUUGUGGGCGCAGGUGGUGUUCCCCACGAGGAGCUGGUCAAGCUGGCCGAGAAGAGCUUUGGCUCGUUGAGAACUGCACCGGCGACAUCGUAUGCUGCCGAAUUGGCCGCCGAGCAGAAGCGCAAGCCCGAAUUCAUUGGCUCCGAGGUUCGAAUCCGAGACGAUACCAUUCCGACCGCCCACAUCGCCAUUGCCGUCGAAGGAGUCAGCUGGAAGGAUGAUGAUUACUUCACUGCAUUGGUGACUCAAGCCAUUGUUGGUAACUGGGACAGAGCCAUGGGUAACUCGCCAUACCUGGGCAGCAAACUGAGCACCUUUGUGCAUGCCAACAACCUGGCCAACAGCUUUAUGAGCUUCUCCACCAGCUACAGCGAUACCGGUCUAUGGGGCAUCUAUCUCGUCUCCGAGAACAGGACCCAACUCGAUGACCUGGUGCACUUUACUCUUCGAGAAUGGACACGACUCUGCUUCAACGUAUCCGAGGCCGAAACGGAACGAGCCAAGGCGCAACUGAAGGCGUCAAUCCUUUUGUCGCUUGACGGAACGACCGCAGUUGCCGAGGACAUUGGCCGACAGAUCAUCACCACCGGACGACGAAUGGAGCCCGCCGAGAUCGAGAGAGUGAUUGGAGCCAUCACGGAGAAGGACGUGAUGCGUUUUGCUACAAAGAAAUUAUGGGAUCAGGACAUUGCCGUGUCUGCUGUUGGCUCGAUCGAAGGUCUGCUGGAUUACAACCGGAUAAGGAACGACAUGAGCCGCAACACGGUGUAG
Molecule: messenger RNA, 1437 nt
Organism: Capronia coronata CBS 617.96
Lineage: Eukaryota; Fungi; Ascomycota; Eurotiomycetes; Chaetothyriales; Herpotrichiellaceae
Product: mitochondrial-processing peptidase subunit beta
Exons: 5
Coding region: 1-1437 (478 amino acids)
Cellular component (GO): mitochondrion
Molecular function (GO): metalloendopeptidase activity; metal ion binding
Source: RefSeq, a predicted model, not a curated record